Molecule: messenger RNA, 7083 nt
Organism: Chrysemys picta bellii (western painted turtle)
Lineage: Eukaryota; Metazoa; Chordata; Testudines; Emydidae
Gene: UBE2O
Product: ubiquitin conjugating enzyme E2 O
Molecular function (GO): ubiquitin conjugating enzyme activity
Source: RefSeq, a predicted model, not a curated record
CUGCGCCUCGGCUCGGGCCUCCUCCCUCCCUCCCUGUCCGCUGCCGGCGGCCGCUCGCUCGCUCUCCCCGCGCCGCUGCCCGAGAGCCAUGGCGGACCAGCCCGCAGAGCCGGCCCCGGCCCCGGCGCCCCCGCCCCCGCCGGCGGCUCGCAGCGCCUGCUCUUCUCUCACGACCUGGUGUCGGGCCGCUACCGGGGCUCGGUGCGCUUCGGCCUGGUGCGCCUCAUCCACGGCGAGGACUCCGACUCGGAGGAGGACGAGGGCGGCCGCGGCGCCGGGGCCGGCAGCUCGGGGGGCUCGGAGUGCGGGGGCCCCGGGGCCGGCGGGGCCGAGGAGAGCCGGGCCAGCCCCCUGCGCCGCGGCUACGUGCGGGUCCAGUGGUACCCGGAGGGCAUCAAGCAGCACGUCAAGGAGACCAAGCUGAAGCUUGAGGAUCGCUCAGUCGUCCCUCGGGAUGUGGUCAGACACAUGAGCUCAAAUGACAGCCAGUGCGGGACUGUAAUCGAUGUAAACAUAGAGUGUGCUGUGAAGCUGGUUGGAACCAACUGUAUCCUCUAUCCUGUCAACAGCAAAGACCUACAGCAUAUCUGGCCAUUUAUGUACGGCGACUACAUAGCCUUUGACUGUUGGCUAGGGAAAGUCUAUGACUUAAAGAACCAAGUCAUCCUGAAGCUCUCCAAUGGAGCCAGGUGUUCUAUGAGCACAGAAGAUGGAGCAAAGCUCUAUGAUGUCUGCCCUCAUGUCAGUGACUCAGGCCUUUUCUUUGAUGACUCGUAUGGCUUUUAUCCUGGGCAAGUCCUCAUUGGUCCCUCAAAAGUCUUCUCCAGUGUGCAGUGGCUUUCAGGUGUGAAGCCCGUCCUGAGCACAAAGAGCAAGUUCAGAGUGGUGGUGGAAGAGGUACAAGUGGUGGAACUAAAGGUUACUUGGAUCACUAAAAGUUUCUGUCCUGGAGGUACUGACAGUGUAAGUCCCCCACCUUCGGUAAUCACGCAGGAGAACUUGUCCAGAGUAAAGCGUCUGGGGUGCUUCGACCAUGCACAGAGGCAGCUCGGGGAAAGAUGCCUCUACGUAUUUCCUGCCAAAGUGGAACCUGCAAAAAUCACUUGUGAAUGUCCAGAGAGAAACUGUGUUCUGGGGGAAGGAUCAGUCGCCAAGAAGGUGAGGAGAUUGCUGAAAAAACAGAUUGUGAAGAUCAUGUCAUGCACCCCAGAUUCUCAGGGUACCAAUGAAUCGCCCGAUGGAGAGUCUACUGCAGCUGCUGACCAAAAAUCGGAAGAACUUAAAACCAGAUCCAACUGUGAACUAGGGGACUCUGCCAAUGGCACACUAAACCUGGGGGAGAUAAAGGAGGAGCAGCCUGAAGAAAUGGGAAAGGAGACUUCUUGCACAGCAGCUGGGCGACAACAGCAGCCACCUUUCCUGUUGAAAGAUGAUGGGUCACCUGACUACAGGCUCCAGUCAAUGGAACAAGAUGCUGAUGAUGAGGCAGCCGACGACACAGAUGACACCAGCUCUGUGACCUCUUCGGCGAGCUCCACUGCCUCUUCCCAGAGUGGCAGCGGCAUAGGGCGCAAGAAGAGCAUUCCCCUCUCUAUCAAAAACUUGAAGCGGAAGCAUAAGAAGAAGAAGACUAAGAUCUCCAGGGAGUUUAAACCAGGAGACAGAGUUGCUGUAGAAGUGGUGACCACGAUGACUUCAGCUGAUGUGAUGUGGCAGGAUGGCACUGUGGAGACCAAUAUUCGCUCCAACGAGUUGUUUCCAGUCCAUCAUCUGGACAACAAUGAGUUUUGCCCUGGGGACUUCGUGGUGGACAAAAGAGCUCAGACCUCCCAGGACCCUGCUGUGUAUGGAGUGGUGCAGUCAGGCGACCACAUCGGCCGCACCUGUAUGGUGAAGUGGUUCAAGCUGAAGGCCAGCGGAGACGAUGUCGAGCUGAUGGGGGAGGAAGAGGAUGUGAGCGUGUAUGAUAUUGCCGAUCACCCCGACUUCCGCUUCCGAACCACCGACAUCGUGAUUCGCAUCGGCAAUGCCGAGGACGGAGCCUUGGCCAAGGAAGAUGAGCCCUCGGUAGGACAGGUGGCUCGCGUUGAUGUCAGCAGCAAAGUAGAAGUAGUCUGGGCUGAUAAUUCCAAGACCAUUAUUCUGCCUCAGCACUUGUACAACAUAGAAUCGGAGAUCGAAGAAUCUGACUAUGAUUCUGUAGAUGGCAGCACCAGCGGGGCAUCCUCCGAUGAAUGGGAGGAUGAGAGCGAUAGCUGGGAGACGGACAACGGCCUUAUGGAAGACGACCACCCAAAAACUGAAGAGCCGGAGCCUGAGGAGCCUGUAGCGGAAGAGGUGAAAAAAGUAGAGGAACAAGUGCAGGGUGCCGUGGCUAUGGCGGUUGCUGAUCUAACUGCAGAGAAAGCUGGGAAAGAGGGAGCCCCGAAAAGUUUCCGAGAGCUGAAGGAGGCCAUCAAGAUCUUAGAGAGCCUGAAGAACAUGACUGUGGAGCAGCUGCUGACGGGCUCUCCCACUUCGCCGACAGUAGAGCCCGAAAAGCCCACCCGGGAGAAGAAGUUCUUGGACGACAUCAAAAAGCUGCAGGAGAAUCUGAAGAAGACCCUGGAUAACGUGGCCAUUGUGGAGGAGGAGAAGAUGGAAGCUAUGGUGGAGACGGAGAAGAAAGAAGAAAAAGCUGAGGCGCAGACACCGGUGAGGUCGGAGUGGCCUAGUGAGACCCCAGUGCUCUGCCAGCAGAGCGGAGGCAAGCCUGGAGUCACCUUCACAAGUGCCAAGGGGGAGGUCUUCUCUGUGCUGGAAUAUGCCCCAGAUACCCACGCCUUUAAGAAAAUGGAGUUCCAACCACCAGAAGCCAAGAAGUUCUUCAGCACCGUGAGGAAAGAAAUGGCAUUGCUGGCAACCUCUCUGCCUGAUGGCAUCAUGGUCAAGACAUUUGAAGACAGAAUGGAUCUCUUCUCAGCACUUAUUAAAGGACCCACACGCACUCCUUACGAAGACGGCCUCUUCUUGUUCGAUAUCCAGUUACCCAACAUCUACCCGGCUGUCCCCCCUCUCUUCCGCUACCUCUCCCAGUGCAGCGGGAGACUGAACCCCAACCUGUACGACAACGGCAAGGUUUGCGUCAGCCUUCUGGGGACCUGGAUAGGAAAGGGCACAGAACGGUGGACCAGCAAAUCCAGCCUUCUCCAGGUGCUCAUCUCUAUCCAAGGACUGAUCCUAGUGAAUGAGCCCUAUUACAACGAGGCAGGGUUCGACAGCGACCGGGGCCUUCAGGAGGGCUACGAGAACAGCCGCUGCUACAACGAGAUGGCCUUGAUCCGCGUGGUCCAGUCCAUGAUGCAGAUGCUGCGCAAGCCGGUGGAGGUCUUUGAGCAUGAGAUCCGCGAGCACUUCCGCUGCAACGGCUGGCGCCUGGUCUACCGGAUAGAGUCCUGGUUGGAAACUAACGAGCUGGUGGAAAGGAGCCACGAGCAGCCCAAUGGGGCUGAUUCCUCCUCUCUCCUUUCUGUUUGUGGCACCCUGGCCGAGAGCCCGGUUGACAGUAUGGGAUUUCAGGGCGAGUACAGCAGCCCCUUGGAGCAGGAGCUGGGGGCAGCGGCGGCGGCCGAAUUUUCCGACUUGGCGCUAGAAGGGAAGGAGGAGCUGGAAGACUCUGGAUGUGGAGCCUCGACGCUCGCGCCCAGCGACGGCCAUCAGUAUUCAGACUCCGAGAGCACGGGCCACGCCAGAGGGCUCACCCUGGCGAGAGACCUAACGGACGAGUGUAAAGCCGCCCAGGACUCUGCCUCGCAGCCUAGUGUGAAACCAAAGAAAAGGAGAAAGAGCUACAGGAGCUUCCUCCCUGAGAAGAGUGGUUACCCUGACAUCGGCUUUCCCCUCUUCCCCCUGUCCAAGGGGUUCAUUAAAAGCAUCCGUGGUGUCUUGCAGCAGUACCGGGCUGCCUUAGUAGAGGCCAAUAUCCCUGAGUGGAGAGAGGACAAGUGAAACGUCGGGUUAGGGGCAGACAGAUGCAGAAGAGAAGGGGAAAGCAGCAAACGCUGUUCCCAAUAAACUGGCAUUGCUCGUUCCCGGCUCUUCCCCAGUUGGGUGUAUUUAUAAAGAAGGCAGUAGCCCAAAUAGCUCAUUCCCGGCUCUUUACUUCCCCCAACCCCUCCCCCAUUCCUCAUGUUCAUUUGAUCCUGAAGUGUAAGGAGUUGUGAGCCUACCAAAGCAGACUUGCAGCUGGGCCCCUCUGUGCUCUUUGGUCCCCAGGCACCUCUCUGUGCACAGUGGGCUCCACUCCCUGGCUGCUGUGUCUGACCCCAGUUGGGAUUCAGCCCUAAAGGUAUGGUUACUGUGGGCCGUGUCCUCCCAGUCCUUCCAUUUCCCUUCACUACCACGUCUUGUGGCUUUCAUGAAGUCUGUUCCAGCUUCAGAAUACUUUGACGUUAGACUCUGGUUGCAUCAAAGUCUCCUGCUCCCUACAGGGGUGCCUUCCCAUAGCUGGUCACUGGCUGAUUCUCAGCUCACCCACUCCUUUGUUUGGUACUUGGGGUGCAGAGAUGAAGUGCUACACAGGCUCCUGGUCAGCCCUGGGCAAUACCCUGGGGUUUCCCUGUGGUCCUAGCCCUCUGAUCUCUCGCCUGGAAGUAACUUCUCCAAAACAGUAAACACAUUUCCACUCCCUGUUCUCGCCAGACCUGCUUGCACUUUGCAAACGUACACGAGUCAGCUUCCUGCUGGCACUAUUGCAUCCAGCAGAAGCCUGGGAGCCCCAUGUGCACUGCUUCAGCUCAUGUCCAGUUGAUCAGCAGCAAAGGUGGAUUUAGGGUAGAUGUGUUGAUGUUAAACCUAGUGCUGCUGAUGCUUCUGCACCACUUCAGCUGUUAAAUUUCUCAGGCUACAGCUGUUCCUGAGGCUAGAUCACAAGUAUAGACCUGUACCUGUGGGGGUGUGACUUCACUCCUGCUGCGGCAGCACGGGCUGCAGUAGGACACCGCAUCUUUAACAAACACAGCUUUCACUGUGUGAGCCACUACGCAUCCCCAGCCCUGCGCAGGCCGGGAGCCAGCAGCAUUGGAGACCUUGCAUGUACAUCCGUAAUGCCAUCUACGGUGCUGCCGGGUAGCUAUAGGAAACGGCUAGUGGGACAUGUGUGCGAUAGCGGAGAGGGGUUUACACGGAGUACUUUGAAGGGGGUAUGAUGAAAGCAGUAACUAUCUGGGGGCAUCCUAUUCAGGGUGUCUGCAGCUUGCUUUUAGUGCUUUCUGUGCACUGCCGGAGACCCCCGAUCAAGCCCGGCUAGAUUUGUCAGGAGUCGAGCCUGACAACAAGCUCCCAUCCGCCGUAGAUGAGAGAAGCCCGUUUUCUGCCACAGAGGUGGGCCAGCUGUGUCCUUCCCAGCCGAUGCUAGGCUUCUCAUUCAGCGUGGCUAGUAAAGAUGGGAAAUAAGGCUAAUUCCUCCUUGCCGGCUCUCCCGCCACUGUUACCCCUGCCAAAGCCAGGGGCUGUCAGGCUUCUGAAUUCAAAGCUGAGGGCGGAAGCGUCAGCAGGCCGUCUCGCCGCGUUUGCAAAGUGCUCCCGGCUGCCUGGAUGGGUUUGGAGCUCGAUUGCCCAUUAGCCACUGGAAGAAGUUUGAUAAGGGCCGUCUCCCGGUCCCAUUGAGUACAUCCAGCCUGGGGUCGGACUUCCCCGCUGGAGCAGUGUGCCACUGGGACUGGGUGUCUCACACUCUGGUCUCCACCUCAGCACUGCAGAGUCCUCCGCACGAGCUGCCACGAUGGAUGAGGGAGCUGUGGGGGUGGCUGCAUGUUAGGCUUGAGCAGCAGUAGCAUGGUGGUGGGGGGGGGUCUGAUGCAGUGGUUCCUGGCUGUCUUCCAGGCUAGCCAGCAUUUCAUGAGCAAGAAAACGGACUCCAGUGUCAAAGGGCAGGGGUGGGACGCUAACUGACGUUGUCCUUUGGGGGUGAGUGAGGCAUCGGGUGCAGGGGGUUGUUCCACACAUUGCUAGACGUCUUACUCAUUGUACUGAAGGCCAGACUACGACUUACAGACUCAUUUCCUUUGGUGUGUCACCGCAUUCCUCUCUCUGCAAAGGGACGGGGGAGGAGGAGUUGACAAGCUGCUUAAUAGAAAGACACAAGUAGAGAACAGAAUCUGCUCACGUGCCUGGGGGUCUCUAGCAUUGCCCACCCACACAACACACACACUCGCUAGUUGUUUCUCUUUAUCUUCUCCUGGAAGGGUGGAGGGGACUAGAGUAGCCAUAGCAAAUGCCAGCUGUAGGAGCUGAUCUGCUUGGAGGAAGGUGGUGGGAGAAGAGGUGCCAUUUGUGAGAGCCAGCCUGACUAUGCCAGAUGAGUCCUUCCCCCUCCCAAGAAGUCUGCCUCUCUAAUCUUAACCAAGAGCUUUGCACAGGAUGCUGGAGUUUUCAGCUGGGAAAGCUCUUGCUUAUUGGCCUUGGGGAGGUGGGGAGUAGGGGGGAGCCUCUCCUGUCCCUUCAUAGCAUUGCUGGAGUUUUCCUAGCUCUUCGGAGCUGUCUGUCCCUAACUGAGACGCGCACAGAGGUUUACAAGUUUUCUACGCUUUUGAUCAUGUGAAGCUCCGGGGCCGAGAUUGCUGUUGAGCGCACUGCAGCGAUGUAAUUUUUUUUGGUGUACGUAUGUAAUAUUUAAAGGUUAAAAACAAAAUUUAAAAAGGCAAAACCUUAAAAAAAAAAAAUGAAAAAAAACCACACACAAAGCCAAAGCAUGAUUUAUAUUGUUAGCCUUAAAACUGGCUACCUGACACUGCGAUGUACAAAUAACAGCCUGUAACUGUUUGAAGUGCUGGGGAGGGGCGGGGAAGAAAUAUUACAAAAUCAGUUUGUAGCCUUGAUUCUGUACAGUAUUUAAAAACAAACAAUGGAACUGCCUAUUACCGAGGCCAUGCUUAGAGGUGUGUUGUUCACGUGCAGAUGUGAAUGCCGGGUUGCUUACCAUAUAUGUAUAAAGUGCUGUGUGACUUACUUUUUUUUUUACCUGCAAAAUUUUUUUUGGUUUGGCUAAUUAAGAUGUAAUAAAGGAGAAAAAGGUGAUUUGCCAUUAAAUUUUGCCUCUGUGAA